CAUAUAAAUUUCUCAAAAAGAAUUAUAAACUUUUUGCUAGCAUAAGCAAAAGUUGUGUGCAUUGUGCGUACGAACUAUAACUUUAAGGUUGUGAAUCUGUUGGAUAAUUCAUAUUUACUUGCGGUUAAAGUACAUAAAAGCCUGGGAAUGAAUGUCAACGCGCUCUAAGUGCGUUCAGCUCUCGACUGUUGGCCAUAAAAGAAUCAAAGCUCAGAACGUGACUUUUCGGUGCAAACUAAAUUGAAGCCACCGCAACUGCAAUGCCAACCUGCGCCAGAUAAAUCAUGUAUAUAUAUAGAGAUAGAGCCAUGACGACCACUUCAAGUGCUAGACAACUGAGCGUAGCUGCCACUGGCUUGUUGCUGCUGUUUCUGUUGCUGCCGCUGCUGGCAACAUCAGCGCCCACACCAACGGCCACAGACGCUCAUCGAGGUUGCGCACACAAAGGCAUCGCCGAGCUAAUACGCAACAGUCCCGUAAUUCUCAAAGCCUUGGGUGCGCAUAUUUUCACUGAUGCCGAAGCCGCAGCCGAGGCGGAACAGGUCAGCAGUUCCGCAGGCCAGCCAAACUCAAUUUUAAUAACAUUAACACCGGAAACGAUAUACAAAGGUGCUUCGCUGCUUAAAAUUACCCAUAGCAGCGCUGCCGCUGGCUCAUUGGAUACAGUCGGUGCUGGAUCUGGCAGUGGGUCUCGUCAUAGCAGCACAGGCAACGGCAUUAACGGCGGAGAUGGCAGCAAUUCCGCCGAGUCUGCAUAUCAGUAUGACGGCCAACUGAACGCCACGCUGCAACCGCUGCGCUGUUUUGAUGCUUAUAUGUUGAAAACGUUGCCCAUGGAGCUAAUUGCUUUUGGCAAAUUGCUGCCUGCCACCGACGUCAGCCAGCAACUGUUGCCGCUGGGGACUGACGCUGUUGGUGGCAGUGGCACUGGCGCAGGCAGUGAUGUGGCACUCGACAAGGAUGUGCUGCACAUCAGCGUCAACGGUCUGCAUCGCUGGACACCGCAAUUUGAGCAACAUAUCUGGAAGCAUUUGGGCUGGGAUGAUUGGAGUGAUUUUACUUUAUGCAGCGUCACUUGCGGGAAAGGUGUGCAGCAGCGCUUCCGGCGCUGUCUAUUGGACAAUCCAAUGGUGGACAUAAACAUGAAUAUAAAUCUCCAUCUGGACGAAGAUGACGAUGGCGAUGAGGACGAUGAUGUUGAUUUGGCGGUUGAGGACGGUGCGGCGCACGAAGAGCAGCUGCCAACAGCUGACGAGGCAAAUAAUGAUGUCAGCGCAGUGGCAUACUCAACUGAGGCCGCAUUCAAUGCAGAUAAUAAUGAAGUGCUCGGCCAUGCCGACGCUGCGUAUGUGCAUAAGGAUACACUGAUGAUGCAGCCAGCUGCUGCUGCUGCUGCUGAUUCUGAUGGUGAUGCCACCACCUCAUUGACAAAGCAUAAAAACACACAGACAGCAACGUCCAAGGCAACGAGUGGACUAACAAGCAACGAUAAUGAAGCGGCCGACGCAGGUGUCAGCUUUGUGCCUGCAUUUGUAACUGCAGGAGCAGCACGUAAUGACCAAGUCGCUGCACGUGCAAAUAAUCAGCACAAAAAACGCAAAUCGUCGAAAAGCGUUGCACUAUCCACACUCCUCUGCGAGGGCUACAACAUUGAGCAGCGCAACUGCAACAGCUUCGAGUGCAGCGACGACAUCAGCGAUUUGCUGAAAUUUUACAAGAAGCUGCCGCCAUCAGCAGAGGAGCAGCCUUUGGCCACAGAUGAUGAGAUGAUGGCGGGCGAUAAUGGCGAUUUGACAACGUCGGGAUUAUAUGGCGCUGCCUCAUCCUCGACGCCCUCGAACAUGGGCUACAUACGCAGCUGGCGAAAUAAGCUCAACUUUACGUUGAUGAUUACGUUACGCGCAAAGAAUGAUACCAUAAACACAUCAACAAUUUUCUCCAUUCGCAAUAUUACACACAAUCUGUACUUGGAGGCGUGCCCGGAUGGACUGCGCCUCUAUCUGGAGCGCGACAAUACAACGGAAAUGUUGCCAGUGAAAUUCAAUUUAUAUGAUUAUCGUUGGCAUCAAGUGGCCAUCAGUGUACAAAAUGGCGAUUUCAUAUCGAUUUACGUCGACUGCUCAUGGACCAACAGCUUUGUCGUAUCGAAGCGACUGUUCACGCUGCCCAUGGAUGCGGAUGUGGAAAUUGGACGAGGCUUUAAUGGUGAACUGCAACAGUUGCUGGUGCUGCCGGAGCAACAGGAGCGGCUGCAGUGCAGCAAUAAACGGACCGUGAUCAAUGAGGUGAAGCGCUACAUCAUCGAUACAUUUAUUGAGGACUAUGGUAGCAAUUGAAGCGUAUCAAAUAUGCAUAUGUAGGACAAGCAAGCGAGCCAAAAAAAAAACAAAAAACAAUAAUGCGAGCAAAUCAAAUGAAAAACAAAUUAUACACAUGGCAUGCAAAUUUGCAAACAUUUGCUCCAGCACCACAGUGGAACUUAAGUCUAUAGAAUAUAUGAGUGUAUGCACACACACACACACACACUCAGGCACACGCCUACGUAGGUGUGCAAGUAAAUAUAAACAAACCUACAUAUAUGUAUGCAUAUUGUGAUUCGUGUUUCCUAGCUGCGCAUUCAAAAAUACUCUCUUAUAUAUAUAUUAUACUGUAAAUUAUAGUCGAUAUUGUGAGCUUUGUCAAUAUGGAUGAUUGCGUGAGUGUGUGCGUGUGUGUGUGUGUGCAUUACUUGCAUGUAAUUAUAAUUCAAAAUGCAUACAUACAUCAAUAUAUAUAGAAAAUAUAUAAAUGUGCAAUUUAAUGCGAUUAAUGUUAACGAAAGGAAAUUAAAU
Messenger RNA from Drosophila busckii, 2831 nucleotides. RefSeq lists its product as uncharacterized. NCBI's taxonomy places the organism in Eukaryota, Metazoa, Arthropoda, Insecta, Diptera, Drosophilidae. The coding region runs from base 285 to 2336 and encodes 683 amino acids. The transcript is spliced from 8 exons. The record is from RefSeq and is a predicted model, not a curated record.